Molecule: messenger RNA, 234 nt
Organism: Ilex paraguariensis (yerba mate)
Lineage: Eukaryota; Viridiplantae; Streptophyta; Magnoliopsida; Aquifoliales; Aquifoliaceae
Source: the annotation of a GenBank genome assembly
GUUAGGAAACAACAAGGAAAUUUGUCAAGCAACGUCCCCAUGAUACCAGGAGAUAUUGGUAAACUGAAAGUGGGUGAGAAAGAAACGAUUUAUGGUGGGAGAUGUGGGUCUACAAUGGUUGAAUCUGAUACUACAGUGGAGAACUUAUUAACUAAGGUAUUUCAGAGAGAGGAUGAGCCUAAAAAAUCAGUUGGGCCAGAAUUAAUGGUGACCCAAAUAUCAGAAAUGGGAUAG